Messenger RNA from Drosophila rhopaloa, 2017 nucleotides. RefSeq names its product sialin. The record is from RefSeq and is a predicted model, not a curated record. Gene Ontology annotation, molecular function: transmembrane transporter activity. Bases 215 to 1711 code for a protein of 498 amino acids. The transcript is spliced from 6 exons. Lineage: Eukaryota; Metazoa; Arthropoda; Insecta; Diptera; Drosophilidae. Gene Ontology annotation, biological process: monoatomic anion transport; transmembrane transport.
AGCACGACGAUAAACUAGCCACCAAAUCGUGACAAAUAGCAAAUUAUUUCGCGUUGUAACAUCUUUAACCGAUCGACAGGCGUUUGCAGUUGCUUUGCCGACGAAAUGCCAAUCAGUCGCUCCAUAGCUCAAGUUACGCUUGGUUAAAUGUAUAAUUUUUGUCAAGUGUUUUGUACCUAUGUUCAAAAAAGUGUUCAAUUAAAAUUGCUGCAAAAUGGGCAGUAAGUCGUGGACCCUGCCACGCCCCUCCCAGUCGAGUGUGUCCACCCACAGGCUCCUGGGAUCCGUGCGUUUGACCUAUGCGAUUUGCGCAUUCCUCGCCACUUGCCUCCAUGCUGCCAUGAGGAACAUGCUCGGCAUGAUCAUCCUGAAAAUGGUUAUGCCACGGCCGGAGGAUGCUCUGAAUAUUUCGCCAGAUGUGGCUCGAAUGCCAGGGAGCAAUACCACCACAGGCUCUCGGACUAUUCCUAAUCCACUAAUGCAAGAAACUCUGACAGGCGACUUACCAUGGACUCGGAACCAGGAGUUGACAUUUCCCGGGGUUUACUACUACGGCUACGUGGUGUCCAUCUCUUUGUCCGGCUAUCUGGCGGAUCGAUGUAGCAGCAAAAUGCUUUUCAACGUUUCGCUAAUCUUCGAGGCGGUGGCCUAUAUUCUUCUCCCAGCGAUGGCCCAUUUUAGUUUCGAGAUGGCGGUGGUCAAUCUUGUCAUAUGCGGCCUGCUGGCGGGCAGCGGUAAUCCCGCGAUGUACAAACUGUUUGUCACCUGGGCUCAUCCCACAGAACGAACGGCGCUCCUUUCCUUCGCCUACAGUGGCAUCCUGAUGGGCUCCAUUUUGGUUUAUCCGGUGGCCAGUUAUCUGAGCAACUUUGGCUGGGAGCUGUCCUUCUAUGUGGUGGGCGGAGUAUCUCUUGUUUUUGGCAUAGCCUGCUGCUUUCUCAUCUACGACACUGUGGAGCAGCAUCCGCGCAUCUUGGAGGAGGAGGUGGAUUACCUGCUACAAGGAAACAGUAAUUUAGGUCCUCAGAAACAGCAAGUGCUGAGAGUCCCAUGGAAGAGCCUGCUAACCUCUCCGCCCACGUUCGCCUUUGUCCUGACCCACAUGUUCCACACCUACACUUUUCUGGUGAUCGCUCUCCUGAUGCCGCGAUUCAUGCGCGAGGCCAUGGAGUUUGAUCUGGGUAAAGUGGGUUACCUCUCAUCGGCUCCCUAUCUGGGCGGGAUCUGCUCAAAGGUGGUGUGCAUCCUGGGUGGCAGCUACGUGGAGCGACGUGUGGGUCCCGACCAGAACUGUAUGCGACGAAUGCUGUACGGGAUCUGCGGCAUUCUGACCUCGUUAUUUAUUGGCGUCAUCAUCCUGGCGGAUUAUGGAGACAAAACACUGGUCCUGGUGAUGUUUGCCCUCAUGAUGGCCUCUACGGAUAUGGGUUUCAGUGGCUACUGGCCCACGCUGCUCUACUUUGCGCCUUCGUUCGCGGGUUUAGUUUCGGGAUUGGCCAAUGGAAUGGCCCAUCUCUCCGGGUUUCUAGCUCCUCAUCUCGUCGCCGCUUUGGUGGACACUGGCACCAAGGACGAAUGGAAUAAGGUGCUGUUCACGCUGAUUGCCUUUAACACGCUGGCCAUGUUGGUGUUCGGACUCUGCAGCAGUACCAACCUUCAGUCUUGGGAUCCUAGCAGCGAAAAGCAGAAACCUAGGUCAACACUAACUUAAACAAAUUAAUAGUUAGCUUUUCGUUAUGUAUUUAUGUUUUAUUUGUUUUUACUUUUUCUGUAUUUUAAAUGCGCGCCAAAUUCGUUCAAACCUCUGUGCCUUUAAUUAAGUAAAGAAGUAGUUUCAAAACAAUUAUUAAAUUAACACAAAAUUAAUACAAAAAUACUUUUUUUAAAAAAAAGGUAACUAAAAUGGUCACACAUUUUAAUGUCGAAUUUUUCAUAUCACUGUUUCAUUCCUCCGAAUUUAAGAUAUUUUUUACCAAGGAUUUUAAAAAACAUUAAUAAAUCAAAAUUUUAAACAGUA